This is a messenger RNA of Coregonus clupeaformis (lake whitefish), 1823 nucleotides long. RefSeq names its product predicted GPI-anchored protein 58. NCBI's taxonomy places the organism in Eukaryota, Metazoa, Chordata, Actinopteri, Salmoniformes, Salmonidae. Gene Ontology annotation, biological process: protein localization to organelle; centriole-centriole cohesion. The transcript has 6 exons. The record is from RefSeq and is a predicted model, not a curated record. Bases 1 to 861 code for a protein of 286 amino acids. Gene Ontology annotation, cellular component: centrosome; centriole.
AUGAAGUUCGUCGAGUCCCCUCCCCAGUCGGCCCCUCUCCAGUCGUCCUCCCCAGUGGCCCCUCUCCCAGUGGUCCCCUCCCCAGUGGCCUCUCCCGUCGUCCCCUCCCCAGUCGCCCCCUCUCCAGUGGCCCUCCCCAGUCGCCCCCCCCCCAGUCGCCCCCCUCCCCAGUCGCCCCCUCCCCCAGUCGUCCCCUUUCCCCAGUCGUCCCCUUCCCCAGUCGCCCCCCCCACGUGUGGAGGCCUUGCAGGCCCGUGUGAGGAGCCAGUGAGCGGGCCCAGGCCGAGCUGGUUGGGCACGGCCUCCCGUCAGAUGGGAGGGUCUGGCCCAGCAGAGCACCGUGGCCCUGGAGGCCCUGCAGAGACGACUGGGCCUGGCCCACACACAGCUGGAGCAGCUUCAAGCCUUCACGAAGAAAACUGGCUCAAAUUUCCAUCUCUCGCUUUCUCUAGUUUCAUCACCCUUUCUUUAUUUUCUUCCUGUCAGGCUCUGGCAAGCGAAACUCUCCGCGAGGUGCAGGACGCCAAAUCGCAGCUGAAGAGGAAGAGGGUGGAGAAGAAGAAGGCAGUAGGGGGGCUGUCCAAGCAGUCCAUGGUCAAGGCCCAGUCCAUCGCUGCGUCCAUCCUCAACAUGACCGAGACGGACCUUGCUGACAUGCUGGACACCGACGAGGAGGGGGAUGAUGUGGCAGCAGACAGUAGGCGAGACCAGGACUGGUUGGACCAGGUCAUGAAGAUCCUCCAACAACAGAUCCCCUCUGCUGCUCUCCUAAUGGAGGUGCUGUGUGUGAAGAUGAAGGAGAGGAAAGUGCUGACAGAAGCACUGGCCGCGCUCACAACACCAGUCAGCGAAAUCGUCUGACUCCCACUCCGGGGCUGAGGGCUGCGGCUGGGAAAAACUGUCAUCCUCUCACUCUCCUCCUCUUCUCUCUCCAUCCCUCCUUCGUGCCCAGGCCUUUCUUUCUCAGUGGGGGCUGAGUUCGCCGAGUCGACCUGAAGUUACUCUGUGUGUGUGUGUGUUUGUGUGUGUGUGUGUGCGCGCGUUCGCAUGCAUGCGCACGUGUGUGAAGUUGCCUCCACGCCGCGCUUCCAGAACCAAUAUUUACGAGAAAAGCGCUGUCGACUCACUCCGAGCCACUCGCUCACGCAGCGGUCUAGUGGCGUGCCGGGGCCCAGCCUUUGUAAAUGAGCCCCCAACAUCUGUGUUAGUGGUUAGCGCGCUCCAUCUGCGAGACAGGGCCCUUUAGCGUCAGGCUAAUUUACAGUACAGAGACAAACGCUCCCUCCCUUUCUCUCCCUUCUCCAAAAGCCAUCCUGGGGUGAUGAUAACGUUAUGCUUACGUUUUUACUUAAAGUUAGACAUUAGUUUUUUAUGGUUUUUUUAUUUUUAUAUUUUCUGUAAUUUAUUGUGGAUCUCAAGGACCCCAGGGUGCUGGGAGUGGGACCUGACCCAACAGUGCAGACUCAACGAAAGAAAAAGUACACUCUUAAAGUAAGAAGCAGAGAUACUCUCUCUCUUCUUAGGAUGUACUGGACUCUCCGAGCAAGUCCGCCACCUGCAUUCCAUUGACCAUUUGGGCCGAUUGGAUUCCAUUGUUCCUUUCACGUUUCAGUGACCAAAUGCUCCAAAUGUAAAUUAUAUCAUAAAAUAUGAAUUUUGUGUGUUAUGUUUGUUUGUUUUGUCUAGGUGUAUUCUGAAAUAUGUUUUAUUUCAGAAUACUACUAGACAUUUGUGUGUUCAGUUCAUAUUGUACUUUGCAAUAGGUAAUUAUGUUAUAUUGUUAAUUGAUUUGAAACUGAAUUUAAAUAAAAGUGUGUUGCCAA